Mycena citricolor is the source of this 477-nucleotide messenger RNA. The record is from the annotation of a GenBank genome assembly. NCBI's taxonomy places the organism in Eukaryota, Fungi, Basidiomycota, Agaricomycetes, Agaricales, Mycenaceae.
GGCGAACACAGGAAUGAUCAGCGCAGGGCAAUGACGACGCGCAUACGGGCCCGAAACAUACCGUGAGUGUGAGCCGUCCCGCUCGACAGCUGCGAUUCAAGAGGACCUUGCCCGUGACGAUGUCCUGCUCCGCGUACGCAGGCACGACGCGUGUCCUCCCCGGCCAGGCGGCGAUUUCCAUUGACGAAACUUCUGGUGUCAGAAUCUGUCACUUGUCUAGACGGAGGUUGACGCACCUGAAGCUCGAGACACGAGAGUAGUUCGGGACGUAAGUGUUCGGGACAUAACUGGGAGCGAUAGCGCUCUCCCUAUAGAUGGGCUCCCUGAAUGAACUGCCCGAGUCAACCCUGGUCCUGAUCCCAGCACCUGCACGGAAGGGCGUGGUCUCAGCUCUGCUAUACGGUCGCUCAAUGUUGCUGGGCAUCGACGGGAACGAGACAGAUGGAUGCCGAGCGGAGGAUGGGGAGGGGAGAGCGA